GUAAAAGUACGAUUGAAAGUCCUCUGCUCAUCAAGGAGAUACAAAGCGGCUGCUUGUGGCGGCACAACAGGGUCUCCCAGCAUCAUGGAGAGGCAGCUGAGGUUUAGCUUUGCCCACGCAGGGGAUGGGGACGCACAACGCACCCUUAAAGCACCGAGCCGCCCCGCCCGGCAGCGCCCGCCGCCACCCCCGCGCGGUCAUGUGGGCGCCGCGCAUGAUCGGCGCUCCCAGCCGAGCCGGGAAGUGCCUGCCGAGCCGACGGGGAAGUGAAGCGGAGUGAGAGGAGGAUGGCGGAUAAGGGCCGGGCGCUGCUGCCGCCCGCCGUGCUGAUGGUCCUGGUGCUGCUCGUCGUGGCGCCGGACCCGUAUGGAGAAGACUGCAGAAGUAAAAUGUACCCUCCUUCAGGACCGACGUUUAAAGGGAAUGUACCCACAUACAUCAUAAAUCUUGAUUUGCCUCCCAGCAAGAGAUGGGAUGAGUUGAUACGUGCCAAAAAGACAGAGUUGAAGGCUGUAAUCCAGAACAUUAAGGAUAUAGCAAACACCUUCUUCCCUAGUGGCAAAAUCGUUGACAUAGUGGAUCACAAAAUAUCUCAUCUGACGGAUACACUUCCUUAUCCUUUCAAUGAAGAGCUCCAAGGGAUUGCAAAUUCAUCUGGAAUUCCUUUGGGGGAGAUUGUUAUUUUUAACAUCUUCUAUGAAAUUUUUACUGUGUGUACAUCCAUAGUGGCAGAAGAUAGCACAGGAAAGCUGUAUCAUGCCAGAAACUUGGAUUUUGGACUCUUUCUUGGGUGGGAUGUUAAAAAUAAUUCCUGGACUGUAACUCGGGAACUGAAGCCUACAGUGGUAAACCUGGUCUUCCAGAGAAACAACAAAACAGUGUUUAGGUCUACCAAUUUUGCAGGAUACAUAGGCAUGGUGUCAGGUGUCAAACCAGAUUUGUUCACUCUGACAAUGAAUGAGCGUUUCAGUCUUGAUGGUGGUUACAUUGGUAUCUUUGAAUGGUUUCUUGGAAGAAGAGAUGGUAUGUGGAUGGGCUUUCUUACAAGAUCAGUACUAGAGAAUGCUACAAGUUACCAGGAUGCAAAAGAGAAACUGGCAAAAACAAGACUGCUGGCUCCAGCUUACUUCAUACUCGGGGGAAAAAAUUCUGGAGAAGGUUGUGUGAUAACUCGCUCCAGGACAGCUGCUUUGGAUAUAUGGGACCUCGAUAUAAAGAAAGGCACAUGGUAUGUGAUAGAAACAAACUACGAUCGCUGGAAGCCUCCACUUGUCUUGGAUAAUCGUAGAACGCCUGCAAUGAAGUGCUUGAACCAGACAUCACAGGAGCACAUCUCCUUACCAACUAUUUAUGAUGUUCUCUCUACGAAGCCUGUCCUCAAUAAGCUGACAGUGUGCACAACGCUGAUGGAGGUGGAUAAGGGUCAUACAGAGACCUACCUGCGUGAAUGCCCAGAUCCCUGCAGUCCUUGGUAGUCCUGUACCCUUCCUAUGUUGGAAAGCGCUUGUCUGAAUUGGAGGCUCUCCGAGGAAGAACACUUCUGGAAAAAGACUCCUCAGCCUCACUCCUCUCUUCAGAAAUGUAACAGUUAUAUAGUCAAUGGGCUUCUAACAGCGGGGGGUACCCUGUCUUGCACUGGAUUUUCUUGCUUUCUGCUCAGAAGCUCUGCAGGCAAGAAAUGUAUAUUAAUGUGUAUCUGGUUUGAUUUCAGCUAUUUCUACAACGUGAGUUCAGCAUUUAGCUCUGGAUCUCUUCAGUGUUGACAGUAGUCUUAUCUUGGUUUGGGGUUUGUUUUGUUUUCGUUCACGUGUUGUUGUUUCUUUUUUCUUUAAAGCACAAAUGAGUUAAAAAUGACACCUACCAAGCACAAGAAUUGUAUAUUAGAAGAUUAUCUGUGAUAACAUAGUUAUGUUGUUCUUUCCUACUCGCUUAGGAUGAAUAGCUCUUGUUCUGGUCUCCAGUAUGAAGAUAUGUCUCAGAUGCCCUAUGAAAAAAUAACCUACCAGGAAUACAUAUCUAGUCACAGAAACAAGCUCUUGUGGAAGUAUCUUAAAAGUAGAUCUGAGUCUUGAGUGUCUGAUCACUGGUUUGUGGAUCUUUAGCUGAAAUUCUUUCUUGGCCUGUUAACAGAUACAUUUUUUUUUUUAAUACAGAUUUUUCUGUUGUUAAAACAAACAAACAAACAAAGACUAAUACAAUAAAUACUCUGAAGAACU
Coturnix japonica (Japanese quail) is the source of this 2216-nucleotide messenger RNA. RefSeq names its product N-acylsphingosine amidohydrolase 1 (gene ASAH1). The record is from RefSeq and is a predicted model, not a curated record. Gene Ontology annotation, cellular component: lysosome. Gene Ontology annotation, molecular function: N-acylsphingosine amidohydrolase activity; fatty acid amide hydrolase activity. NCBI's taxonomy places the organism in Eukaryota, Metazoa, Chordata, Aves, Galliformes, Phasianidae. Gene Ontology annotation, biological process: fatty acid metabolic process.